GUUACAUUAUCGACUUUAUUCGUGUAAACAAAACGCAAUUUCUUGCUAUAUAUUUUAUUAAAUUAAGCAUAAAAAAUGAAUGCCCCGCCAACCUUUGAAUCAUUUUUGCUGUACGAGGGUGAAAAGAAAAUCAUCAAAGAAUUGGACACAAAAGUGACAAAUGCCGCUAUAUUUACCAUAAACAAAGAGGACCACACUCUGGGCAACAUGAUCCGCAAUCAACUUCUGAAGGACCCGAAUGUCUUGUUCGCCGGCUACAAAGUGCCUCAUCCCUUGGAGCACAAAUUUGUGAUACGUAUACAGACCACGGCGGAUUAUUCUCCGCAAGAGGCUUUCAUGAAUGCCAUUACCGAUCUGCUGGCUGAGCUUUCCCUCUUUGAAGAGCGAUUUAAAGAUGCCAUCAAGGAAAAGAAAGAAGGCGGCGACUAGUAAACGAACAAACACUUUCGUUUCCUUUUUUUCUUAAAAAUGUUUUUUAUUUGGACACUGAAAAUUACGAAACAAUUUAAAAUAUUUCAACUAGAUUCUAUAAAAUAAAUAAACAAUAAUUUUGAAAUAGGCAAAUGUCGCAAAAUCACAAUUUAAAACUUGAAA
Messenger RNA from Drosophila willistoni, 594 nucleotides. It is a transcript of the gene Rpb11, whose product is annotated as DNA-directed RNA polymerase II subunit RPB11. The record is from RefSeq and is a predicted model, not a curated record. The coding region runs from base 76 to 429 and encodes 117 amino acids. Gene Ontology annotation, biological process: transcription by RNA polymerase II. The transcript has 4 exons. NCBI's taxonomy places the organism in Eukaryota, Metazoa, Arthropoda, Insecta, Diptera, Drosophilidae. Gene Ontology annotation, cellular component: RNA polymerase II, core complex. Gene Ontology annotation, molecular function: DNA binding; protein dimerization activity.